This is a messenger RNA of Mollisia scopiformis, 960 nucleotides long. RefSeq names its product alpha/beta-hydrolase. Lineage: Eukaryota; Fungi; Ascomycota; Leotiomycetes; Helotiales; Mollisiaceae. Gene Ontology annotation, cellular component: membrane. Bases 1 to 960 code for a protein of 319 amino acids. Gene Ontology annotation, molecular function: palmitoyl-(protein) hydrolase activity. The record is from RefSeq and is a predicted model, not a curated record. The transcript is spliced from 3 exons.
AUGGUUGUCUUCCAGAAUAAGAUCAUUUAUAUGCCUGGUCUGCCACCGAACGCCAGGAGAGAGAAGAUCGAGGAUUACAAGAACCAGUGCGGAGGAAUACAAUGGCGCGAGGAAAGGACAGUAGCUGCAGACGGGACGCGAAUCAGUCUCUGCGUGGCAAAUGUCAAUUGCGAGCUGGAUACAGAUCUGCCAGUGAAGACUGUUUAUGUGCUUUACUUCCAAGGUAACGCAUCUUCUAUACCUCCGCGAUUACCUUUCCUAUCUCCUGUUCUGCGGCUGCUCAGCGAUAGGGCUACGUUUCCAGCCAGAUAUACCAUGGUAUGCUGCAGCUAUCGAGGAUAUUGGACAUCAAAGGGACGUCCAUCUGAAAAUGGUAUCGCCAUGGAUGCUGUGGCUGCUCUAAAGUGGAUUAGAGAACCACAUGGCGAAGAAGCUCCAAAGCCACCAGCAGAGAGCAUACCAAUAGUCUUUUGGGGCCAAAGUAUAGGCGCUGGCGUAGCAACCGGUCUGGCAGCACAGGCUCACAUCUUCUCUCGUAGCAAUUUCUUGCUCAAGGCUGUGAUACUCGAGACACCAUUUCUUAGUAUUAGAGCCAUGCUUGAGACUCUGUACCCCCAAAAAUGGCUACCUUACAGAUAUCUCUGGCCAUUUCUCCGCAACCACCUCGAUAGCUGGGCUGGAUUAGGGUUGAUGCGGAGAUCAUUCCGAGAAAUUGGCCUUGAUCCACCAAGCAUCCUGAUACUUGAGGCUGGGAGAGACGAAUUGGUGCCCAAGGAACAUGCUACUGCACUCGAGCGAAGGUGUCUCGAAGUUGGCCUUGGAGUGAAGAGAAGGGUGAUAAGUAAUGCACUGCACACCGAGGUCAUGGCACGUUCUGAGGGUAGAUUGGCUGUGUGUCUUUCGAAAAGAACGAGGCGAACCAGAACUUACAUUAGAAGAAUUCCAAAAAGUGUUCCGUAA